Messenger RNA from Rhagoletis zephyria (snowberry fruit fly), 1029 nucleotides. The record is from RefSeq and is a predicted model, not a curated record. Lineage: Eukaryota; Metazoa; Arthropoda; Insecta; Diptera; Tephritidae.
AUGGUUCUGGGGGAGACGUACAAGCCCGUCCGGCCCAAGGCCUCACCCGAGGUGGAGGAACUUUCGCUGGAGCGCCUAAAAUCAAAGCCAGCCAACGAGAAUGACACCUUCGCCAUCAAGUACACCUUCUCCUUUCUGGCGGCCGUCUGCGCCGAGACAAUCACCUAUCCACUGGACCUGAUCAAGGGCCGCCUGCAGAUCCAGGGGGAGAUGGCGCUGGAUGCGCACCACAGUAGCAAGGCCAAGGUGCUGCUGCCCAAACGAGGCAUGGUCGGCACCGCCGUUGGCAUCGUUCAAGAAGAGGGCUUCUUCCGCCUCUGGCAGGGACUGUCGCCGGCCAUCUACCGCCACCUGGUGUACUCUGGCGUGCGGAUGACGCUGUACGAGGCAAUUCGCGAGGAGAUGCUGGGGAAGAACGAGGACGGCACCAUUCCGGUGUGGAAGGCGGUGGUGGGCGGCUGCGUCGCCGGCAUGACCGCCCAGUUUCUCGCCAGCCCCGCCGACCUGGUGAAGGUGCAGGUGCAGAUGGAGGGCCGGCGGCGGCUGCAGGGCCUUGAGCCACGGGUGAAGAACGCCCGGCACGCCUUUGCCAAGAUCUACCUGGAGGGCGGGCUGAAGGGGCUGUGGAAGGGCUGGAUGCCCAAUGUGCAGAGAGCCGCCUUCGUGAACCUGGGCGACCUGACCACCUACGACUCGGCGAAGCACCUCAUACUGAAGCACACCUCCCUGAAGGACAACUACUUUACGCACGCCCUCUCCAGUGCCUGCAGCGGCUUUGUGGCGGCACUGCUGGGCACGCCGGCGGAUGUGAUCAAGACGCGGGUGAUGAACCAGCCGACGGACAGCCAAGGUCGAGGGCUGCUCUACCGCUCCUCGGCGGACUGCUUCAUCAAGUCGGUGCGAGGGGAGGGCUUCUUCUCCCUCUACAAGGGCUUCAUUCCCUGCUGGAUUCGAAUGGGCCCCUGGAGUCUGAUCUUCUGGAUCAGCUACGAGGAGCUGCGCAAGUUUUGGGGCGUCUCCUCCUUUUAG